This is a messenger RNA of Nicotiana tabacum (common tobacco), 2014 nucleotides long. RefSeq lists its product as uncharacterized. Lineage: Eukaryota; Viridiplantae; Streptophyta; Magnoliopsida; Solanales; Solanaceae. The record is from RefSeq and is a predicted model, not a curated record. Gene Ontology annotation, biological process: response to endoplasmic reticulum stress. Gene Ontology annotation, molecular function: protein binding.
AACAAUGCAUACGUUCGUACCUAGUAAUUCAGCACCUUCAUACCAGGCAAAGAAUGCUCGAGGUUUCCGAAAUUUGAUGAGUGAUCAACUUGGCGGUGUUGUAUUCGGCUGCACAAGUACUACAAUGAAAGAAUGUCUUGAAAAGCAACUAUUUGGUUUGCCUGUUGAACACUUUUUAUAUGUGAAAAAUGUACAUCCUGGUUUGCCACUGUUCUUGUUCAACUACAACGAUAGGAAGAUCCAUGGAAUCUUCGAGGCAGUAAGCUCUGGUCAAAUGCAUAUCAAUCCAUAUGCUUGGACAUCAAAUGGUUAUGAAAAAACACGAUAUCCUGCACAGGUUCAGAUACGUGUCCGUCUACAGUGUCAACCACUGCAAGAAAAUCAGUUUAAACCAAUAAUAUUGGAUAACUAUUAUACUCAGAACCAUUUCUGGUUUGAACUAGAUCAUGCUCAAUCUAAUAAAUUGAUCUCCAAACUGGCAUCUCUUGCAAUUGCUCCAAGUAAAACACUGUAUAACUCAGCAAACUGGGGAAGUAUAAUCCAAGAUCUACCUGAAAACGACAAGAUAGCGGAUAAUGGAUCUUUUGAGCCACAAGACUUGGAAAGUAAGUCGUCCAGUUCCGUUGAUGUGAACAGGAAGUUCGGUGCCGGAGACAUUUCUCCUUGUUCAAAUGGUAGUGAUCUGCAGUUCGAGGCACCGCUUGAUUUUCAAGCUGCACUAGAUGAGAAGGAUUUUAUAUACAAGAAACUUAAAGAAUUAGUUCUUGAGCGUGAAUGUUCAGGGGCCCCUACAAAUGGACAUGCAGAGGAAAGAACCAACGCAACGCUAGGUAACACUGUAAAUGAUGUAAGCAUUGGCAAAGCAGCUUUUCGGAAAGCACAGCUUCCUGGAGAAGGGAAGAAUGAAGAAAGUUCUUGUGACUCGACUGGUUAUCCUUCUUUUAUAGUUCAGCUGCUUCAAGGAAUGGAGAAACUAAAAGCUUUUAACGAAGAGCAAAAUAAAAAGAUGGGUGGUCUGGAGCAGAAGCUGGCUGAUGUACAAGAAGAAAUUAAACUGUUAAAAACUAGAUGCUUGAUGUUGGAGUCCUCAAAUCCUUCUCGUACACAUGCUGGUGAAAAUGUGGUUGAGUCAGAUGAUGUAGCACAUCUGAAUGAUGAGUCAAUCAUCCUAGCUGGAGGAUAUGAUGGUGUAUCGUGGUUAUCGGCCUUCGACUCAUACUCGCCUUUAAAUGAUGUUUUAAAGUCGCUUAAGCCAAUGAAUUCUGUUCGAUCAUUUUCUGCACUUGCAAAGCUGAGUAGAGAACUUUAUGUAUUUGGUGGCAGAUGUGGAAGCUUGUGGUGCGACGGAGUUGAAUCAUAUAACCCAGCUGAUAACAAGUGGACCGUGCACCCUUGUUUGAAUGAGAAAAAAGGUAGCUUAUCCGGAGCUACUUUAAAAGACAAGAUCUUUGCAAUUGGCGGUGGAAAUGGGACUGAAAGCUUUUCACAAGUUGAAAUGUAUGAUCCUCAAGUAGGUCGAUGGAUUUCUACACGAUCCAUGUGGCAGAAGCGAUUUGCUCUUGCCGCAGCAGAACUCAAUGGUGCAUUAUAUGCUGUUGGUGGAUUUGAUGGAAGCAAUUAUUUGGCGACUGCUGAAAGAUUUGACCCCAGAGAACAUUCUUGGACAAAAAUUGAAAAUAUGAGCACGAAAAGAGGAUCUCAUGCGUUGGUUGCUUUGAUGGGAAAGUUAUAUGCACUUGGUGGGCAUGACGGGUAUCAAAUGGUGCCAAGCAUUGAGAUAUAUGAUCCCCGUCGUGGGACAUGGACGAUUGGAGAAGCAAUGAACUACUCUAGGGGGUAUUCAGCUGCUGCUGUACUAAAGGAGUCCAUUUAUGUAAUUGGAGGGGUUAAAUCUGAUAAUGAAAUAAUAGACACGAUUGAAUGUUAUAAGGAGGGUCAAGGUUGGCAAACAACCACCUCGAGGGCUGUCGGGAAAAGGUGUUUUUCCUCUGCUGUAGCUUUGGAGGAAUGCUGA